Molecule: messenger RNA, 4333 nt
Organism: Bolinopsis microptera
Lineage: Eukaryota; Metazoa; Ctenophora; Tentaculata; Lobata; Bolinopsidae
Exons: 13
Coding region: 118-3906 (1262 amino acids)
Source: RefSeq, a predicted model, not a curated record
GGAGAUCAACACGUGUAGAAAUGAUACUAUGAAAAUGACCUAACUGAGUUCGAGACUUUACCCCUUUACCGAUCCCUACCCAUCAAAAUAAAAUUAAUCCUCAGAAUCAAUUGAAAAAUGAAGACUCCAUCUCCAACGAAGCACUCGUCCAACAUGUCUCCGAGAUGUUCUCCAACUUCUCCGGAUAAGGGCACCAUCAGACGUCCAGGCAUGAAGUCUCCACCGAUGAAAUUCAGUCAACCCAUGAGGUCCCCCAACCUUCAAAAUCCGUUGACGGUAAUGGGACAUUCCAUGAUAAAUCGCAGUGGAGAUCAAGAGGGUGAACUUAAUCUUGAUUUACGGCUCAUCACUGGGCGCAUGGCUCAGACUCUUCACAGUUACGAGGAUAUCGCCGCCAAACUAUAUUUAGAACACAUUAACGAAGUCGAAGAUCAUUUGGAUGAAAUUGAUAGUCCUAUACUGAAAGUUCAGAUCAAGAGCGUGCUUGAAGAUUAUAAGAGACUGGCAAUAGAACGUGAAAACAUACUUUCUACUCUAGAAAAGUGGUUCGAUAACUGCACAGACGAAUUCAUGGAUGAGCUGGAGGAGUUGGAGUCAUCAUUAGAUUUAGAAGGAGGAGAUAGUCUCUCUGGUCACAUCGAACAGGCAAAAGAUAUCAUAUCUAAGAUUAAAUUUAUCAAUCAUAAGAUAGUGGACUUUCAAAACAAUGGCAUGUCCACCCAAAAACUUAUCGCACAAAAGAAAAAUUUAGAAAGCGAGUUAAUGAAAAAGAAAAUAAUCGUGGAUAAUACCCAGAACGGUACUGAGGUACUUGCUGUUUGGAGAAAUCGGAUCGAUAAUGUGGUGAACAUGAUAAAAGAUAGUGAGGCCUCUGAGAUCGAAAAAGCGUUGUUGGAUAUGCAACUGGCUGAAGCAGUUGAACACAUCAACUCGCAUAUCAUUGCACUGGAGAGAACCACAAAACGCACUGGAGUACUAUUCAGAAAUGUGAAAGAAUUAGAGGCUGUUAAUGACGAACUCGCUAACGAAAACAGCUUUUUAAAGCAGAGGCUUUCAAAAUUGGAUAAGCAAUUUAAGGAAUCAAUGCAUAAAAAGGUUCAAAAGUUGGACAAGGCUCUAGAUGAACUAGGUGAUGUUAAGCAUCUCCAGAACAAUGGACAUGGUGCUAACAGUGACGAUAUCAACCGACAAUUAAGGCGGGGCGGGAUCUCAUUGGAGAUGGAGCUGAUAGAUAACUAUCAGGAGAAAAUCCAUGUCCUCGACGGUGAAAACAAGGAUUUAAUCGCCAAGCUAGAUAAUCUUGAGUUGGAAAAUGAAGAAUAUAAAGAAGAAUUAACAUCCUUGGAAUCAAAAUAUAAAAGCGCGAUAAAAGACCAGGAGAAUAUGAAAAACACGGAAAUUGCUUCACACCACCCUUUAGUCAAACUCGACACUGAUGAUACGUAUUCUCUUGGUGGAUUGUCCUCAACUCUUUUUGGGGACAGCAACUCAUACAAUAAUAAGGGUAGUACUGCAGAAGGUAAGCGGAGGAAUACAAUCGAUGAUAAGAGAAGGGGAUCGGCCAUGGUUUCCAUGAUAACGAUGCAAGAUGGCAAGGAAUUGGAUAAUUUUAAAAAGGAAAACGAUUGUUUAAAAGCACAAUUGAAUAAAACAAAAAAUUCACUUAAUACUGUCAGAAGACAAUCAGUGAGGCCUAGGAUGUCUACAAAAAACACUCAGACCAUAAUGAUAAUUUCAUCCAGCGAAGGUGAAGACAGUGAAGAAAGUUCAAAUGAUGAAUCUCCAAAAGAAGAUCAGCAAAAAACAGAGGUUGUUGAAGAAGAGGUUAUAUCACAAGAGGAAAUUAUUCCCCCCAAGGCAGUCAAACGUAAGACAAAAAAGAAAGUAUCGAAAUUGGUAAAAGAAAAGCAGGAAGACGAAUUUGAUCAGCCACCAAAUACUGAUUCCUCUGAGCUUUCUGAGGAGGAAGAUGCAGUCGAGGAUGAUGAAGGUCCCAAGAUUACCCAGGAAGAAAUCGAUAAACGAAAACAGCAUCGAGCAGAUUCUAUGGUGGCAAGUCUGAAAUCUUUUGUGAGGAAAAAGGAUCGUGAGAAAUUAAGAGCAGAAAGAAUGAAGAAUAAAGAUAAGGGUGCCAAUGAACCCAAGCCACCUUCGGAAAAUAAAAUUGAGUCGCCGCCUGAGGAAUCGUCCGAAUCCGACUCUGAAAUGGAAAUAGAAGAGAAGGCUCAAACACCAGCUGAUCUUGCAGCUGAAAGAAAAGCUAAGCAGAAAAAGAAAAAGGUUAAGAAGCCAAAGCGACGGGUUAAGUUUAAGGAAGCUGUCAAUGAAGAGCCAGAACCACCUAGUUUUAAACGGGUUUCAACACCCAAUGUCAUAGAAGAAGAUCCAGUAAAUACAUUGACAAAGAUUAAGGAAGAAAUAAAGGAGUUCCUGUCAUAUGGAAAUAAGUUUAUGAAUGAUAUUCAUCGAUGUUUGAUGGAAACUGCUGAUGCCGACAUAGCUUCGACCAUGAACCAAUACUCUGAAAUGGAGCAAAAGGUUAUAGGACUGGAGACCUCUCUUGACAUCAUGUUAUACGGAGUCGACCUGGGGAUGUACCUGGUAACCCCGACCCAGGCUCGACCGGAAUACUCUCCUCUACCCUUCGAGAACAAGUUAUACUUCCAAGAGAACUUGUCAAAGUACCUUCGGGAAAAAUAUCCUCAACUUAAUGUCAGCGCCAUGAAGUUGUUCGACCCUGAGUUGGAUCCAGUGAAAUCCCUCCUUCCAGAAACUUCAAUGCCACAAAACCGUAUCUCCACGCUUCCAGGUGCCCAACCUUACCCAGAGUUAACCAACCAACAAAUCGGAUCGUUCAAUAACUUUAUGAUGCCUUUGACUACCACGCCGGAGCCAAUCGCCAGGACAUCUCCAAGGAAAAUUUCCCGGAAGAAAACAAAACCCAUCAAGAGAGAGAUGCCGAUAGGAAAAAUAGAAGAAGUGAUAGCAAAUCUGCGGUUAGGUGCCCUGUCUGCUGGCAAGAAAAAGAAUGAUAUAAUAGCAGAUGAUCGGUCCUUCACUGAGAUAGUUGAUCAAGUUAUGCCCAAGGAGAUAAAAUUAGAGUACCUGAAGUUGAUACAGCCGACGCAUGACACUAUGGGAAAGAAGCAGUACAUAAACAAAGUGAAGCGAGGGGUAAUGAAAGUCAAGGAUUUGUUGGAUCUGAUAAAUCUGAACAGUAAUCAGGGGGUGAUAAAGGGUCUUCCGAGCAACUCACUUGGACAGCCCAGGACUCGACAAACAAAAGUUCAUCAAACGAACCUAGAAGUCGGUGAUAUACUCGGACCUGGCUCUCCUCUCGCAACCACAAAGCAUUAUGCACCUGAGAACAUCCGAUACAAAAACAAAAUGGCACGUCACGACGAACGGGUUCGAGCUUCUCUAGAGGACUAUAACGUUACGUCUGUCGACGAUUUGAAGGGGUCUGGCUCUUUGACAGUUAUGGAAGUUCCACUAACCUCUAAAACUCUGUACUCUAAGAGAUCAAAUGAGAAAAAACAGGAAGGAUCCAAAGUUGAACUGAAUCCAAGUGUUGCUAAAGAAGAAAUGUUCGAUCUAUCGAAAAGUAAUACUAACAUAGACCAAUGGGUGGUUCUUGGUGAACCUGAGAAACGAUCAUUUCUGCCAAUCGUUACGCAGAACUUGAUUCCACAUUUCGAGACAAAGAAAAACCCUCCUAGUGCUCGACAGAACUACUCGAAGAAACUUGCACCAAAUCUUAGCCAUCAUUCAUAUUUGGACAAAAAUGCUCCAAAACUUUCAGAUCUCCUUAACAUUGAAUUCGAGAAGCCAAAACGAUCGGCCAUUGGAAAACUACCAAAAAUUGACGACCACCGUCAGAUUGAUCAAAAUCAAUCCUUUCCAUGACCAUAAAAAGGGCCGGCGGGGGUCUAAAAAACAAAAAAGAAGGGUCAUCUCUAUUUCUUUUAACUGGAUUAUUUCUCGAAACUUUGUUGUAAAAUUUAUUGAUUUAUUGUCAGUCAAGAAUUGCAUUGUAAUCCACAUUAUCAGCAGUUCAAUAAAUGCUGAUUUCGAUAUUUUAAAUCCAUGUGAUCAUCUACAGUUACCGGAUUUUCAACUUGAUUUUAGAUUUUCUUUAUUUUUCAGAGUUGACAGAGAUUGUUUCGGCCGUAAAUUAUAUAUGGGCUCUUUUCGGAAGUUGAUAUUAUCUGAUUUGUGAGUUUUAUAAACUUUCUAAUUUAUUGGAUAGUUGAAUUUUCCAUCGAUUAAAUAUACGGAAGAUAAAUCACUUUACACUGUACUAUCUCGUGACUAAAUUUAAGUUAAAAUUAAA